AAUCCUCGCCGCCAGCCAGCACGCGUACAAGGGUACCUUCAACCCCCAACUAUAAAAGCCACUCAUCGCCAUCAGCGCAAGCAUUCGUAAGCACGGGAGACAAGCACCGAGAGCAAAACACAAGCAUCACAAAGAGAAAGAGAGAGAGAGAGAGAGAGAGAGAGAGAGAGAGAGAGAGCAGGGGAGAACUGAGACUGGCAGAGGCUUGGGGAGGCUAAGAGAAUUCGGUUGCCUGCGAGUGUUAUAGCGGGGAAGAGCGGCGGGACCAGCAUCAGACUGUGCGAAUCGUGAGCCGAUCAUCGAACAUGUUCAAUAGAUACUGUAAUUUCAUCAAGCCGGCGAUGCAAAGCGGAGUGGUAUUCGGUUUGCUUCUGCUCGUCACAACAGCGAACGCCAUCGAUCUAGGCCGCCUCUACCACCACCGCAACGGCAUCGCCAAGAAGUCCUUCGACAACCUAUUGAACAUGUAUCGGCAGUCGUACGCGGAGGGCAAGCGCGGCGAUGGAACGUUUGGUUGUCCACCAAUCAAACCCUUCAGCUGCCCUGGAAAUUCGGAGGUCUGCCUCCCACUGCAAUACAUUUGCGAUGGGUCGCCCGAUUGUCCCGACGGCUACGAUGAAGGCAUCAAGUUGUGUACCGCCGCGCUGCGCCCUCCAGUGGACGAAAUUGUGGAUUUCCUCAGACAUUUGGUUCAGCAAAAUGGCAUCGAGUUCCUUACAAAGCUGUUCGGGGAGAAGGCAGAGGUUGCGUUGGAGGCACAUGGCGGAGUCGAAAAGGUGGCCGUAGCACUGUCAGAAAGCAAAACUGCCGAGGACUUUGGUCACGUGAUGCACCUCCUGACCUCUGACAUACAGCACCUGCGCGAGGUGAUGCUGGCCGUGGAGAAUGGAAAUACGAAACUCUUGCUCGAGAUGGGAAUUCAGGCGUCGGCUAUCGGCGACGUUAAGUUCUUCCUUGACAAGCUUGUCGAGACGGGAUUCUUGAACCGUAGCUAAUUUAAAGUCAAUGGAUCGUGUAUCAUGAAUCUAAAUGACGUUGGGGAACUUUGCGAAACCCCGCUAGCCUACGGUUGUUUUGAAAUUCCAUUUGCGCUGGGGCGGAAUGCAUCGGAUUAAUAUCAGCUUCGCAUUCACGUUGGCUAUUGAGCCGGAUGGAUUACCCGACCCUUCAUCACGCCAAAUAUGUUUAAAGAAGUAAUGCCCAUUCUAUAACAUGAGCGAGGUCUGCGACUGUUCCAACUAACGUUUAACGAGAAAGUAAACAAUAAUAGUCAGCUCCCAUUUUCAUAUUAUUAAAAUGUCUCUCUCACAGAUUGUCUGAAAACGGUAAAUCUAAUAUUUCUAUCUGAAUCAAUGCGGAAACGUUCUACUAAACUAUAGUGUUUACGCUAAUAGUGGUUAUAGCUUUAUCAGCAUUGCAAUGUUAUCUAUGUCAUUCAAUGAAAUAAUCGCGAAUAUGUAAUGUACGCAAAACAUUAUUUAUGUUAGUCUAUUUGUAUGUAAUUCAUAGAACUAGACAUUAUAUUAUUUUAUAUUACCACGAUUGGGGCUAAUAUGCAUCGUCAUUGCCACACUCCGAAAUGAGUACACGUCGGGUUUACUAUAACACAUUCUUCUUCUAACAGUUUUUUGCUCGACCCUCAAUGUCAUGAAUAAAUAUAAUUAUUUGAUGUGUAAUAAAAAGAGCUAAUUUUUAUCAUAUCUGAAUA
Priapulus caudatus is the source of this 1708-nucleotide messenger RNA. Its product is annotated as IDLSRF-like peptide. Lineage: Eukaryota; Metazoa; Priapulida; Priapulimorpha; Priapulimorphida; Priapulidae. The transcript is spliced from 5 exons. The record is from RefSeq and is a predicted model, not a curated record. The coding region runs from base 306 to 995 and encodes 229 amino acids. Gene Ontology annotation, molecular function: protein binding.